CUGUCACCACCUCAGUCAGACGACGCAGGACGCCCCGAAUCACGGUCCUUUGCCCGUGGUAUCGCCUCGUCCGUGUUUCCUAUCUCGAGAUUCCGCGAGAUCUACGAAGACCGUCUCGGCCGUGAGCCCAGACACGGACGGCACCAAACCUGUGACGUUGCAUGGUCAACACCCAGGUCACCGAACACAGCACUCUCACAGAACAAGGUCGAUCAUUUGGGCCAGAAGUCUAGCCAGAAGCUGGAGCCAACAGAGUAG
Diaporthe amygdali is the source of this 258-nucleotide messenger RNA. RefSeq lists its product as uncharacterized. The transcript is spliced from 2 exons. The record is from RefSeq and is a predicted model, not a curated record. NCBI's taxonomy places the organism in Eukaryota, Fungi, Ascomycota, Sordariomycetes, Diaporthales, Diaporthaceae.